Messenger RNA from Bipolaris zeicola 26-R-13, 1038 nucleotides. RefSeq lists its product as uncharacterized. Lineage: Eukaryota; Fungi; Ascomycota; Dothideomycetes; Pleosporales; Pleosporaceae. The transcript has 2 exons. The coding region runs from base 1 to 1038 and encodes 345 amino acids. The record is from RefSeq and is a predicted model, not a curated record.
AUGGAAGAUGUACGCAGCCCUCCGGAGCUCUAUAUUCCAGAGUCGAAAAGCACGGUCAAGGUGGCCAUAAUCAACACAACUAGCCGGAUGGGUAAAUUUCCGGGUGCAGCAUUUAUAGACCCUAUCAUUCCUGGUACUGAAGAGAUGCAUUGCGUCAGUUUCGCCUUCCUGAUCGAACAUCCUACCAAAGCAGCCAUGCAGGUAGGCUGUAUUAUCGAGGUGGAAAAGGAUGUCGCAACUAUACUACGUGAGAACGGUCAGGAUUUGGCCAGUGUGGGAGGCAUUGUCUGGUCUCACUGGCAUUUCGACCACGUCGGCGACCCUAACACCUUUCCUCAGUCGACAGAUAUUAUUGUUGGAUCAGGUUUCAAAUCCCAUCAUUUACCCGUGUUCCCCACCGUUCCGGAAUCUCGGGUAGAUGAGAGAGCAUGGAUAGGCCGUGCGCUCAACAAGAUCGACUUCAGGAAAGAAGGCCAAGGGCUCAAAAUUGGAAAAUUUGACGCAAUUGACUUGUACGGAGAUGGAAGUUUUUACUUAUUGGAUACGCCUAGCCAUGGAUUUGGGCACAUUUCGGGUCUUGCCAGAACUACAGUUGAUCCUCCGACAUUUAUAUUCAUGGGCGGAGAUGUGGCACACCACGGUGGUCAGUUCCGUCCAAAUAAAUAUGUGCCCUUGCCUGGAGAAAUUGAUCCGAACCCAUUAGAGCAUGCUCUGACCCAACCGCCAGCGAAAUGCCCUGUCGAGAUGUUCCUUUCAAUUCACCCCAAAAAGAGUCGCACUUUGCCAUUCUUCAAUCCGACUGCAGCCGAAGGAAGGCGGCACUUAUCAGCGUCGGAAGCAACACACAGCAUCGAGAAAAUGAUUGAGUUUGACGUAUACGACAACAUCUUUCCAGUUAUUUCCCAUGAUAAUAGCUUGAUUAGUGUCGUAGAUCUCUAUCCAAGACCGGCAAACGACUGGCAAAAGAAGGGAUGGAAGGAUAUAAGUCGAUGGGGCUUCCUUAGAGAAUUUAUUCCAGGAAUUAGUCAAGGUGGAUAA